ACUGCCUCCCGCCGCCUCCUGCCCGCGCCAUGACCCAGCCGGUGCCCCGGCUCUCCGUGCCCGCCGCGCUGGCCCUGGGCUCAGCCGCACUGGGCGCCGCCUUCGCCACUGGCCUCUUCCUGGGGAGGCGGUGCCCCCCAUGGCGAGGCCGGCGAGAGCAGUGCCUGCUUCCCCCCGAGGACAGCCGCCUGUGGCAGUAUCUUCUGAGCCGCUCCAUGCGGGAGCACCCGGCGCUGCGAAGCCUGAGGCUGCUGACCCUGGAGCAGCCGCAGGGGGAUUCUAUGAUGACCUGCGAGCAGGCCCAGCUCUUGGCCAACCUGGCGCGGCUCAUCCAGGCCAAGAAGGCGCUGGACCUGGGCACCUUCACGGGCUACUCCGCCCUGGCCCUGGCCCUGGCGCUGCCCGCGGACGGGCGCGUGGUGACCUGCGAGGUGGACGCGCAGCCCCCGGAGCUGGGACGGCCCCUGUGGAGGCAGGCCGAGGCGGAGCACAAGAUCGACCUCCGGCUGAAGCCCGCCUUGGAGACCCUGGACGAGCUGCUGGCGGCGGGCGAGGCCGGCACCUUCGACGUGGCCGUGGUGGAUGCGGACAAGGAGAACUGCUCCGCCUACUACGAGCGCUGCCUGCAGCUGCUGCGACCCGGAGGCAUCCUCGCCGUCCUCAGAGUCCUGUGGCGCGGGAAGGUGCUGCAACCUCCGAAAGGGGACGUGGCGGCCGAGUGUGUGCGAAACCUAAACGAACGCAUCCGGCGGGACGUCAGGGUCUACAUCAGCCUCCUGCCCCUGGGCGAUGGACUCACCUUGGCCUUCAAGAUCUAGGGCUGGCCCCUAGUGAGUGGGCUCGAGGGAGGGUUGCCUGGGAACCCCAGGAAUUGACCCUGAGUUUUAAAUUCGAAAAUAAAGUGGGGCUGGGACACACGACCUCCUGAGCCUCCGUGUGUGGCGCUGGAUGGGGAAGGGAGGGAAGGCCCAGCACAGACAGCUCCUGCCUUCAGUGAAAGGGGCCUUGAGAUUCGUCCCCUCCCUGGCGCCAGGUCUGUGGCCCAACUGCAGGAACCUCCAGCUGGCAGGAGGCAGGUUAUAAAGUUUUAACUGGCCUGGCCACGUGUAAUGGCCAGAGACCCCAGCACCUCGGGCUUGUCUGCCUCCUACAUCUCUCCCUCAGGGCAGGCGAAGCUCUGGUUCUGAGCAGCUGGGACUGGUAGAGAGCCACGUCUGGUGUCUGACAACAUGAAAGAGGAUUGCAGGGGA
This is a messenger RNA of Homo sapiens (human), 1250 nucleotides long. It is a transcript of the gene COMTD1, whose product is annotated as catechol-O-methyltransferase domain containing 1. The record is from RefSeq and is marked validated. The coding region runs from base 30 to 818 and encodes 262 amino acids. Lineage: Eukaryota; Metazoa; Chordata; Mammalia; Primates; Hominidae. Gene Ontology annotation, cellular component: membrane. Gene Ontology annotation, molecular function: O-methyltransferase activity. The transcript has 7 exons.